CAUCUAAAUGACAUUGCACAAAUAAUUGAUCAAUCAACCUUUAGUCUACACUGUCUAUGUAACAAAGCAUCGAUAUUGCAGUAGAAAGCAUGUUUUUUUACGAAUAUGUCAUAUUAUUUGUGUUGUGCCUGUUUGUCUUCAGUAAACUGACAUGUGGAAGAUGCUAUAGCAAAACAUGCUUAGUAGGAAAAACUGCUAUUAUUACUGGCGGAAACUCAGGUGUCGGCUAUGAAACAGCUCUAGCCCUUGCGUCACGUGGUUGCAGAGUGAUAAUCGCUGAUAAAGACGAUUCUUCAGUAUCAAGGCAGAAAAUAAUCGAUGAAACCACGAACAAAAACGUCACAUCAACAAUAUUAGAUCUAGGAUCUCUAGUCUCAGUAAGGAAAUUCGCUGAGAAUGUGGUACGAACAGAACCAAGGCUGGAUAUAUUGAUAAUGAAUGCAGGAAUAGGUUCUAAUAAAUUGAUCCAUACGAAUGAUGGCAUACAGAUUACAAUGCAAGUUAACUAUUUGGGACAUUUUCUUCUUACAUUUCUACUGUUAGAUCUCAUGAAAAAAUCUUCGCCCAGCCGCAUAAUAUUCACUUCUUCAACUGGAGCGUACUUCACCAAAUUUUCUCUCGAAGACCUCAAUCCAACAAAAGAUUAUCCAAGGCAACAUCGCAUAUACUUGAAUUCAAAACUGUGCUUGAUACUGUUUGCUCGUUAUCUAUCUACGAAGCUGAAAGGAACUAAUGUGACUGUCAAUUGUGUUCAUCCUGGAGGAGUACGAUCCGCCAUCUAUUUGCGAGCAUUUAGAGUUGAAAAAUCUAUUUUUCCAUUGAUUUUAGGAUUUGUUACACUGAUUCUUGGAAAGAAUGCCGAAGAAGGAGCUCAAACAACAUUACACGUGGCUUGUGAAAAAUCCCUUGAAGAUGUGUCCGGAAAAUUUUUCAUCGACUGCGUUUCAGUAUUUUCACCAUAUCAAGCAUACGAUAUGCAGCUUUGUACUGAAAUGGUGGAACUUUCAAAGACGUUGGUGAAAUUGCAGCCUGAAGAAUGUAUAUUGAGUGAGAAAGUCCUAAAUUAGGAUCAAUGAAGAACGAGAAUCAUUGGUUGUGUAUUUAUUUGUUUUAUAUUGACAAAAAAUUGUAAUAAUAAAGUUUGUUAAAUUUU
Molecule: messenger RNA, 1153 nt
Organism: Diabrotica virgifera virgifera (western corn rootworm)
Lineage: Eukaryota; Metazoa; Arthropoda; Insecta; Coleoptera; Chrysomelidae
Product: retinol dehydrogenase 12-like
Exons: 4
Coding region: 90-1067 (325 amino acids)
Source: RefSeq, a predicted model, not a curated record